This is a messenger RNA of Uloborus diversus, 8372 nucleotides long. Its product is annotated as doublesex and mab-3 related transcription factor 1-like. The record is from RefSeq and is a predicted model, not a curated record. Gene Ontology annotation, biological process: regulation of transcription by RNA polymerase II; sex differentiation. The transcript is spliced from 7 exons. Gene Ontology annotation, cellular component: nucleus. Bases 211 to 1812 code for a protein of 533 amino acids. NCBI's taxonomy places the organism in Eukaryota, Metazoa, Arthropoda, Arachnida, Araneae, Uloboridae. Gene Ontology annotation, molecular function: RNA polymerase II cis-regulatory region sequence-specific DNA binding; DNA-binding transcription factor activity, RNA polymerase II-specific.
UGGAGGAAGCGAGAGCGCAGAAACUAUAACAAGGGAGCACGGGGAGAAGCGAGAGAGAGAGAGCGUGGGAGAAAAGUCCAGGAGAGGUAAGGGAGGCGGAAGAGAGGGAGAGAGAGCGACAGGUUGUCACGUGACCGGAGCAGGAGAGCGACGGGGAGGAAAGGAAGCUACUUUCCAACCAACCAAGACGGGCGUCCACUUAAAAUCGUGAUGAAGUCACGGAUUCUGCAGCAGUCCAGAUCGCGUUUGGUUGCAGGCGGCAACGGCGCGACGACUUUUCUCUUUGCGGCGACGACCACCACGUCUUACGACAGCGACGGCAUGGACUUGCACCAGUAUCAAAAGCGGUCGCCCUCGCCCCUGAAGAGGAAGCACUACGAGAGCGAGGAUGAGGAGAGCUCGCCCGGGGCUUCGAUGCGCCCCAGAAAAGGGUCCGACAGCAGCGGGAGCCCCAUUUCUGUGACUGUUUCGAGCGGCGAGCUGGUUCGCCGCGCCAACAACUGUGUCGAGGUGAAAUAUUCUCCCAUCCUCACCAACAGCAGCGGGCAGCCCCGGCAGACCGCGGUGGUUCCGCCGACCCCCGGGGCGCGCAACCCGAAAUGCGCGCGGUGCCGAAAUCACGGAAAAACUGAAAACGUCAAGGGACACAAGCGGUUCUGCCCCCACCGGUUUUGCAUAUGCCCCAAGUGCCAGCUGAUUAAGGAGCGACAGAGGGUGAUGGCACAGCAGGUGGCCCUUCGCCGGGCCCAGGCCCAGGACGAAGCCAUGGGGCGCUUUCAUCCCGAGGAAGAUGUCGUCUUGAACGGCAUCUCGUCACCUGGGUCCCCUUCCAGCGACGGACCCGCAUUCGCCAUGAGAAUGCUGUCGUCGACUUUCUCGGCUGCAGCGUCAGGUGGUAUCAAAGGGGACACACUACGCAAAGACUUUCACGCCCUAAUAAGCAAAGUCGAUGUCAACCAAAGUGUAGCACUUUCUGCUUUAUUAGCGCUUCUCAAAAAGUCAGAAAGCCUACAGGACGCAAUGGACAGUCUCGCUGAUGCGGUAAAGCAGCUGCCAGAAAUGUUCCCUCCUCAGCUGGACAGCGGAUUUUCCACUCCCACAUCCGAAAUUUCUAGGCGAAGCUUGGACCUAAUAAGUGGGGAAUUUUCGAGGGAAAAACUCGCGACAGAUAUUAUUGCAACCGAAAAUUUGGUGCACGACGUCCCGUCUAGAGAAAAUUACUGGUCGGAGUAUAUGAGAGACAAUCUAGUUGCAUCAGAGAGAGCUCAAACCUACGCCAGAAGUCUGAGCUGCUGCAUCCGCCCCACCUCAGUGGCCUCCUCCCCGCCCGCCAGCGCCUUCUGGAUGUCCGGCAGCACGGGGACAGCGGCCCCUGGCUUCAUGUAUCCCCAACCCUACCCCUCCUUCAUGCUGCCUAGCCCCUACUAUUCAGGACAACUCUCAGCCCCAUACAGCCUCGGUGGACGUCCUACCAAUGGCUCCCAUUCGCCGCUGGAGCAGCACCAGAUGUCCUACGGCCUGGCGCCCCCACCGACGACCGUCAGCUCCCCCUACACACCCCUGUUCCCCGCCGCCCCCUCCACAGCCGCCGGACCCUCCUCGAGUGGAGACAGCCGCGGAUCGGCCGAAUUCCGCGAAGAUUCUGACCGGGAGGGGGCCGCGGCCCCCCUGGGUUCAGGGAUCGAGCGCGUGAGCCCACCCUCCACGUCUUCCGCGCCCGCCCCCACUGUCCACCCCAAAGCGACGAGAGGGAGGAACCACCAGUUCGACUUCAGCAGACCGAGCACGACGGAAAACCAUCUGAGGAGGUGAAGACGGAAAUCAUUUUCUGAUAUUCAGUUUUGAUAGUUGCAUAUGCCCCAAAGUAAAAGAAAGGGGAAAAAACUGCAGAAUUUUUGUGUUUCUGCUUCAUCUGACAGCUAUUAGCUCUUCAUUCUAGGAGGUACUUAAAACAGCAGCAAAAACGAUGUUCUUUGGCGAUGGUACGAGGCGAGGAUCGAGUCAAUCUGAGACCGCCGAUUGCAACAAAAAAGAAAAUAAAUAAAAAAAAGCGAUCUGUGAUUUUGGACUUAGUGAAGAACGUUUCAGUGGAAGAACUUGAACGUAUAAAAGUGCACAUUGCUGCAUUUUUUUGUAAUCCUAUGCAAAUGCUCACAUGCAAUACGAAUCAAGUGAUAAGUUUCUGUUUUCAGUUUCUCGCCUAUGCAAAUGUGAAAAAUUUAAAAAACUGAGUUGAAUUUUAUUUUCUUUACAUGUUCCGGUGAUAUUGUGUGACGAAUUAUGUUAUGUAAGUCAUAUUGCUUUUGAUAUAAAAAAUAACAGUUUUCUGAAACGAUCAAAUGAUGUGUAUCCGUUACCGCCUUUGUACUCAAUCAUGAAUGUUGGAGAGACACCAGUCACCAGCAAACUUCUCGUCACGCCAACUGGCGCGAUUAUUACUGGCGUUCAGAUAACUCUUGCGGUGGCUAACUUUUUGUUUUAUGGAUCAAUGUCUCGAUGCAUCAUGAAAUAGUGCAUAAAAUAGAUUACAAAUUAGUGCGUUUCAAUGGAUCAUUAAAUAAGUACGUUGUUUUAACCAUAAUUUGUGCAUCAUAACUAAGUCCAAUAGUGCAUUUAAAAUAGUGCAUUUAAUAUUUUUUCCUUCAUUUUAUUUUGCGAAAGGUAAAUAAAGAAUACCAAAGGAUUUUGUUUGGAAGACUGAAAACUAGGAAAACUAGUUUUUUUACUCAUGAUUUUCUACUUCCAAUAACCGUGCUCUUUGUUUAUUUAUGGAAAAUUAAAAUGUUACAAAAAAGCAGCUUAAAACUUCGCUGCAGAAUUUAUAAAACAUUAAAUCACAAAAAGAUUUAGAAAAUUUAAAAUGGCAAUCAGACUUGUAGAUAGUAAUAUUAUUUCGAAACUGGAAUUAGAAUUGAUCCAUAAGCAGCCAAGUUCGCCACUGCUUUGGCAAAUAAACAUUUCGUCUUUCAAAAUGUUACAACUUGCUUUCAGACAAAUCAUAAUUAAAUACUUCUGCAAUAUAGCACCCCGAGCUUUCUUGUGACUUUGGGAUUAGUUCGCGAACGCAACAAUCAUUUCGCCAAGCUCGUGAAACGAUUGGCGAGAUUGCACCUUUGCCGAGAUAUCUCUGUUACAACUGAAUCUCAAUACUGACGAGAUUGCACAAUCGAAUCUCGGGAGCAUCUGUAAUGCAGAAGUACCUGUAAUUGUUUAAGUAUAUUACAACAAUGAAUAAUAUUUGGUGUGUAUCAGAUCUUUUUAUGAUAUUGCUAAUGUAUCUCAGAAAAAAAGUGAAAAUAAAUAUUUUAACAGGCAUUUUCUUUCCAGACAAUCAGGACGAUUCUCGUACCGAUUGAACUUCUUCCCCUGUUGUUUUCUACCUGUCACGUGCAUGAAAUUGCAUCCGAUUCACCAAUCUGAUAUCGAAUUUGUCACUUGACGAGUUGAAAACGAUAACGAAGUCCAAUCAAGGCGUACGAGAAUCAGGCUGGUUGGUUUGACAAAUUUGUUUGUUAUUAUUAUUAUUAUUUUUGUUUCAUGUUUGACUGUUUGUGAAAGCGAUAGACAAUGUGAUGCAUUAAAAAACCAUGAAAAUCAACAUAAAUGAAAGUCAGGGGGAUACGCUUCAGAUUUUUAGAUCACUAUACGUAAAUAUGAAAAAUACAUUGUAAAUUGUAUUUUUUCUUAGCAAUAAUUUAGAAUUGAACCAAUGCAUUAAAAUUUCAAAAGUAAAGAUUUUUAGAUCACUAUACGUAAAUAUAAAAAAUACAUUAUAAAUUGUAUUUUUUCUUAGCAAUAAUUUAGAAUUUAACCAAUGCAUUAAAAUUUCAAAAGUAAUUGACUCACGUAUGUUACAAUAUAUAAGGCAUUAAAUAUUUUCCAUUUUACUAAGCAACUGUUAAAUUGCAAAGUAUACCUUUUUAACACAAAAUUUAUCGUAAAAUAACUGCACCUGCACAUUUAUUCCAUCUAACUUGGUUCAAGAAUUUCACGAAUUAGAGAUUUGUGAGCUUGUUUGUUAUAAAUUUUGGAACUUUCAAAUUGAAAAAGAAAGGAAAAAACUUAUAUUUUAUCGUAUAAAAUUCGACUUUAAAAAGUCUAUUUUUAUAUUCAAAACUAAUGAAAUAUUUAGAUUUUUUUACGAGAUUGAAAUAGUUGGAAGCCAAAUGUGGAAGCCCAAUCAACUUUUGUAAUACAUUACUUUCAAGUGUUCUUUUAUGGUUGACUUAAAAUCAACAAAAUGUGUAAACAUUUUAAUUUUCUUUCUAAUAUGUGUGAAUUUUUCUUUUAAUUCAAUUUUAGGUAAAAUAAAGAGUUUGAAUGUGCCUGAAAAUCUACAACAACACAUUAUGUUUCAUUUGAUCAUGUUAAUUUUAGUUUUGCUUAAACCACGUACGCUAUAGCAUUUAAUGUAUACUCUGAUGCAAUAUUUUAUGUAGCCACUUCCAAUGUAAAUAGCAGGAAAUUUGGGACUUAAUUCGUAGAAGUCUUAUUAAGUAAUGUCAUCUGUAAAACGGUAUUUCAGCAAGUAGCUUUUUGAGCAAUUGUAUCGAUGAAGUCUUAAGUCGAUGAAGUCUAAGAUUGUAUCGAUGAAAUCUUAAAUUGCUCCGAGUGAAACUUAGUGAUAAAAGAAUUAAAUUUAUUGCCAAGAUUUGAGCAAAGUUUUUCAUCGAAAAUAUUUUUGGAAUGUUUUUAUUUCAAAUGAAAAAGGAGAUCUAGUUUAUAGCGUGUUUAUAUUUUAAUAAUCAUACAGAAUAGCUAUGAAACAUCUAGAAAAGCUGCGUUUACCAUUAUUACAGUGAAUAGUUCGUCAAAAAAAUGUAGUCAACAAAACUUUUUUUUUUUUUUUUGAGAAUUAAAAACAUGUUUAAGAUUACUUUGGGUUUAAAAAAAAAUCUAAGUUUUUAACUUUGCAAUUUCAUCCCAAAGCUCGCGCUCAAAAUAUUUAUUCCUCUUUUAUAUUUUUAAAAUUAAAUAUUUUUCUGCAAAUACAUUUUUUUAUUAACCAACUUUAAAAGUUGUAUUUCUUAGCCAUGUAAUCUUAGAUGAAUAUGAAGCAACUAACAAUUUUAUUUCAAAAUCAUAUUUGAUGGGUGAUGGCUAAAAACCAAUCGAUUUUAGUUGUCAUCUUAAUCCAUUACAAGUAUUUUUUUUAAUAAAUAUUUGUAAAAUUACUGCUUGCAUAUAAAUUUACAAAGACUAACAUCCAAAUAGAAAACUGCUUCUUCUUCGCUGGUGCUACACCCUGUUGCAGGCCAAGACCGUCUCUUGAAGUCUUUCCCACCUAACCUUAUCCCGUGCAAAGGCCCUCCAUCGGUUCACUCCUACUUUUAAGUCCUUUUCUACUCCAUCCAGCCACCUGACAGGGGGUCUCCCUCUUAGGCGUUUUCCUUCAAUGUUGGAGAAGGUGACUUUUUGUGGGGAACGUAUCUGCAUAUCGAAAUAUGUAGCCAAGCCACCUAAUGCGAGACGCCUUUAUAACCUUUAAGAUGUUAGGUUCACCAUACCUUUUGUAAAUUCCAUGGUUAUAAGCUCUUCCCUAACAUUUAUCAUGUUAAAGAAUCUCUUGGUCCAAAAAUCUUCCUUAAAAUUUUUCUCUCAAAAACCAAUAAAAGCUCUUCUUCUGCCCUGUUAAAAGCCCAACAUUCACUUCCAUACAGGACAACAGGUCUUGUCAAUGUUUUAUAUAGAGUUAUUUUAGUUUUAAUGCUGAUGUAAUCCAAAUAGAAAACCAAUGGUUUUUUUCUUCCAAUUUGAUAGAUAAAGGUGGAAGCUUUUUUGAUCUAUCAAGAAACAUUUAUGGUAAUCCAAAAACAAAAUUAAAAAAAAUAUAACAACAUUAGUUUUUGGUUCUCUAUCGCCAAAAAUCUUUAAAUUGAGCAUAAUAAAUGCUCAUUAAAAACAUAAACCACUCACUAUUCUUUAUAGGAUUAAGAAAUACACAUUUUUUAAAGAAAAAAUUGGCCAUACCAAAACCUUUCUUCUAAACGAAUAAAAUUGCCUCGUAAUUUAUGAAGAGAUUUCAAAUGCUGAACUGUAAACAGUUCUUUCUACAUAUAUUUGUAUCGAGCGUGGCUAUAUUUUUUUUCCACUUUUUUAAUCGACAUUGUGUUUCAAAAAAAAAAUCUUAUGAUACUUUUUCUUAAAGAAAAUGCAAUUAGAGUGUAGUAUUGGUUCAAGUAGAGUAAAACUAAUACUAUAAAUGAUAUUAAAUAUCUUUCUGAGCAAGAAUAUACAAAAAAGAAAGUAACUUAAAAGUAUCAAAGCAAUUUUUUUAUACGUAACUCUUCUUCUUUGCAGAAGUAUUUAAUUUUCAUGAAGCGAUACGGUUGUAAAGCAAAAACUUUAAAAAUAUGACCCCCUCCCCCCCCCUUCACCAUCCUAAUUUAAAUUUUUAAGAGAAUCUGCAUGCAUAUUUUCCAUGACAAGUUUACUUUUUUUUCUUUAAACACGCACGGAAUAAUACCAAUCUAACUGUUUGUAUUUAUUGGAAAACUUUCAAAAGUUUUUACCUACUCUUUGUUGAUUUAAACUUUCGUAUCCGCAACACCUCAUAUUUCUUGGAAAAACAACAAACAAUGUAAACAAAAAUCGGUUGUUUCAAAAAGCGGUCGUAAAAUGUUAUACUUUUAUCUAACUUGAACUCUCGAGUGCAGCGAAAUUUUGAAAACUUCAAUAAAAUAUCUUAUGGCUACAUUAGGAAUGUACAUAUAAUUUACAUCACAUUUUAAUUAUACUUGAAUUGCAAGUGACAGCUUGUUUAGCUCUAAAUCAAGUACUAAUUGCUUAAAAAUGUUUUAAAACAACUAUUGUAGGACUUUGGUAAGUAUGAUUACUGUACUCAAUACUAGGUGGCUUUCUCAAAUUUGUUGUUGUUUCCUUACCGAAAAGUACACUACUUCGUGGACAUAUUUCUGUCAUAAACUAAAUUUGGUGAAAAUGUGACACUUUUUGUUGUUGGUCCAAGCUACAGAUAGGUUUGCUCAAUUAUCUGUUUGUAACAUGAAUAUCUCGUUACUUCAAAAACAAAAAAAACCUCUGACUUCUGUAAGUACUUUAUAUUGCUUUCAUUUAAAUAAAUCGUUGCUUGUUGCAAAUAAUCUUAUGCAAAGAAUACCUUUCGAAACGCAAAAUAUUCUACCAAGACAAAGGUACGAGCAAUAAUAUUAUCAAUUGUUACGAAUAAAAUCAAUUCUUAUUUUAGGUGAUAGCUAAAGAUGGCUACUGUAGGUUUCAAUACGAAAUAGGCAGAUUUUCACUGGUUUUUAAGGCACAACGUAAAAAAAUACGAAAAAUUCAUUUGAAUAAAUAUAGCUUUUCGAAAAGAAAUAGAUAAAUGUCAAACGAGCUAAUUAGAAUUAUAAAAGCCUUAACUAUGUCAAACGGGAACAAACUCUUUGUUUAAGGCAUUUUUAAAGCUACAAAAGAAAUAUCUUUUAUGAGGUAUCCCAGGUGGCACGCGUAACGUUUAAACGUUUUUAAAUGGUUUUCGGAAGGCUAAGGACUAUUUUUUUAAAUAUCAUAAACGUUUUAAAAUGGUUGUCGGAUCGUUACAACCAAUUUUAAACGUUUAUGUAACGAACCUGGGAUAGAACGAAUAAAAAAGAAUAACAGCGCUUCAUUUGAAAAAAAAAAAAAAAAAAAAAACUUUAUUGAAAAUGAUAUAAUCCUCAACUUUAUUAAUCUCCAAACGUAACUUAACAAUCCGACUUUCCAAACCUCAACUUUAACAAUAAAUUUUAAAAUAUAUAUAUAUUUACGUAAACUGCUAAGGGCUCGAUAAAUUGUUUAUAUUGGUAAAAGGUUAAAUGUUGUCUCAUCAAAAAUUGCAUUUGGGUUACGGAAACCAAUAAAUCUCGAGAAACUGGGAAAAAAAAAAAAGAAUCUUGUCACUAUUCCUUCUCAGUAUUGAAGAUUCACAAUUGCUAACCAUUAGUUGUUGAUGUUUUUUAUUAUGUUGCUGUUAAUAAAUCACCGUCUUUUCAUGUAAUGUGAUAACUGAUGAAAUCUCGAAGCGCAAAAGGUAUUACCGCCUGUGAGAUUGCAUGUAAUAUACAAGAACCCUUGUUAACUCAUUUGAGCCAGUAUAAUUUAUGUAAAGUAUCAUGUACCCUGUAGCGUAUUUUGUUUGUAUGAUCAUUCAUGCAUCAGUACCAGCAUAAUUCCAUUUUCAGCGUAUGAUGAGAAUUCAUUAUAUUUAUGUAUAGUUUUUUGAGUCUAUAGUUAAUUGUUGUUCUCGUUGUCUAUGUCGUUUAAAACUGUGGCCAUUUUUAUAUGUUUGCUGAGCUCAAUGUUGUGACUAUUACAAAGACAAGAUGUCAAAGAAAAAAAAAAUCAAUUCUCAGCCUAAUAAAGCUACUUCCAAGCAUUUA